CGCGGCCUCGAUCCGGCCCCCGCGGCCGCUUAAAGGCUCCAGCAACCGCAGCCGUCGGGUCGCGGAGGCUUUCGCUUUGCCGCCGCGUCUGGGCGGCGGGAGGAGCGGACUGGGCGGCCGGCUCUCGGGACUUCAGGCUCUGGCGGCGCCGAGGGGGCGCUUUUAGUGCAGCCCUCCCGGCUCGAGGCUUCUUUGUCGAGGCGCCCGUGCUCCCGGGCUCCUCGCCUCGGCCCCCCGCGGCCCCGAUGCCGAGGCAUGGAUAGAGCGGCGUUGCGCGCGGCAGCGAUGGGUGAGAAGAAGGAGGGCGGCGGCGGAGGCGCCGCGGCGGCCGCGGACGGGGGCGCAGGGGCCGCGGCCAGCCGGGCGCUGCAGCAGUGCGGUCAGCUGCAGAAGCUCAUCGAUAUCUCCAUCGGCAGUCUGCGCGGGCUGCGCACCAAGUGCUCUGUGUCCAACGACCUCACGCAGAAGGAGAUCCGGACCCUGGAGGCAAAGCUGGUGCGAUACAUCUGCAAGCAGCGGCAGUGUAAGCUGAGCGUGACCCCAAGUGACAGGACGGCCGAGCUCAACAGCUACCCGCGCUUCAGUGACUGGCUGUACAUCUUCAACGUGAGCCCCGAAGUGGUGCAGGAGAUUCCCCAAGAGCUAACCCUGGAGGCCUUGCUGGAGAUGGAUGAGUCCAAGGCCAAGGAGAUGCUGCGGCGCUGGGGGGCCAGCGCUGAGGAGUGUAGCCAGCUUCAGCAAGCCCUCACCUGCCUUCGGAAGGUGACUGGCCUGGGAGGGGAGCACAAAGAAGACCCUGGUUGGAGCUCGGCAGAUGCACAACGGGAAAGUAGUUCGGGGCCUUUGAUGGACAUGCUCUCCCCACUGGGCAGAGUGGGUGCCGGCACUCAGGGUCCUCGUUCCAUCUCCGUGUCAGCCCUGCCGGCCUCGGACUCGCCAGGCCCUGGCCUCAGUGAAGGCCUCUCGGACACCUGUAUCCCCUUGCACACCAGUGGCCGACUGACCCCCCGGGCCCUGCACAGCUUCAUCACACCCCCAACCACACCCCAGCUGCGACGGCACGCCAAGCUGAAGCCACCGAGGACACCCCCACCGCCAAGCCGCAAGGUCUUCCAGCUGCUCCCCAACUUCCCCACACUCACACGCAGCAAGUCCCACGAGUCCCAGCUGGGAAACCGAAUUGAUGAAGUCUCUCCAAUGAGGUUUGACCUCCCUCAUGGAUCCCCACAGCUGGUACGAAGGGAUAUCGGGCUCUCAGUGACACACAGGUUCUCCACAAAGUCAUGGCUGUCACAGGUCUGCAACGUGUGCCAGAAGAGCAUGAUGUUCGGGGUCAAAUGCAAACACUGCAGGUUGAAAUGUCAUAACAAGUGCACAAAGGAAGCCCCCGCCUGCAGAAUAUCCUUCCUCCCACUAGCCAGGCUUCGGAGGACAGAGUCUGUCCCCUCAGACAUCAACAACCCGGUGGACAGAGCAUCAGAGCCCCAUUUUGGAACCCUUCCCAAGGCCCUGACGAAAAAGGAACAUCCUUCAGCCAUGAACCUGGACUCCAGCAGCAACCCAUCCUCCACCACGUCCUCCACACCAUCAUCACCAGCGCCCUUCCUGACCUCAUCCAACCCCUCAAGUGCAACCACGCCCCCCAACCCCUCGCCUGGCCAGCGGGACAGCAGGUUCAGCUUCCCAGCUGCCUACUUCAUCCAUCAUAGACAGCAGUUUAUCUUUCCAGACAUUUCCACCUGUCCUCAGGCAGCCCCGCUCUCCAGCACAGCCGACAGUACACGGCUCAAUGACCAGCCCAAAGCAGAUGUGCUGGGUGUUCAAGAAGCAGAGGCUGAGGAGCCUGAGGCUGGCAAGUCCGAGGCAGAAGACGAUGAGGAUGAGGUGGACGACCUCCCCAGCUCCCGCCGGCCUUGGCGGGGCCCCAUCUCUCGAAAAGCCAGCCAGACUAGCGUGUACCUGCAGGAGUGGGACAUCCCCUUUGAACAGGUGGAACUAGGCGAGCCCAUUGGGCAGGGCCGCUGGGGCCGGGUGCAUCGAGGCCGAUGGCAUGGCGAGGUGGCCAUUCGGCUGCUGGAGAUGGACGGCCACAACCAGGACCACCUGAAGCUGUUCAAGAAAGAGGUGAUGAACUACAGGCAGACCAGGCAUGAGAACGUGGUGCUCUUCAUGGGGGCCUGCAUGAACCCACCCCACCUGGCCAUUAUCACCAGUUUCUGCAAGGGGCGGACAUUGCACUCAUUCGUGAGGGACCCCAAGACGUCUCUGGACAUCAACAAGACGAGGCAGAUCGCCCAGGAGAUCAUCAAGGGGAUGGGCUAUCUUCAUGCCAAGGGCAUCGUGCACAAAGACCUCAAGUCCAAGAAUGUCUUUUAUGACAAUGGCAAAGUGGUCAUCACAGACUUCGGACUGUUCGGUAUCUCAGGCGUGGUCCGGGAGGAACGGCGUGAGAACCAGCUGAAGCUUUCCCAUGACUGGCUGUGCUACCUGGCCCCCGAGAUCGUUCGAGAAAUGACACCCGGGAGGGAUGAGGACCAGCUGCCCUUCUCCAAAGCUGCUGAUGUCUAUGCGUUCGGGACUGUGUGGUAUGAGCUACAGGCAAGAGACUGGCCCUUUAAACACCAGCCUGCAGAGGCCUUGAUCUGGCAGAUUGGAAGUGGGGAAGGAGUGAGGCGCGUCCUGGCAUCCGUCAGCCUGGGGAAGGAAGUCAGCGAGAUCCUGUCUGCCUGCUGGGCUUUUGACCUGCAGGAGAGACCCAGCUUCAGCCUGUUGAUGGAGAUGCUGGAGAAGCUGCCCAAGCUGAACCGGCGGCUCUCCCAUCCCGGGCACUUUUGGAAGUCUGCUGACAUUAACAGCAGCAAAGUCAUGCCCCGCUUUGAAAGGUUUGGCCUGGGGGCCCUGGAAUCCAGUAAUCCAAAGAUGUAGCCAGCCAUGCACCUUCGUGCAGAAGGUGUCUUCCUUUCUGAAACAUGGUUAUGAAACACGCACACCACCACCACGAGGAAUGAGAGAAGCAUUGUGUGCCAAGCUCCGGACCAGGAGUAGGACACUCCUCCGUGAAGAGUGUGCAUUGCAGCGCUGUGUAGGGCUCAGGGUCGGAGCCAUCCAUGCCACUCCCGAUGAAAGCACUAGAGCCAGUGUUUACACAGAGGUCUCUGCCCCGCAAGCUUGGUGUUUUAUGGUAGUUAAUAAUAGUUCUACAAAAGGGUGCUGGCACUUCGGAGCAACAGAAAUGCCCCCCUCUCCCUGCCCACUUCUCUAAGGUCCUGCAGCAGUGAAGGGUCCAGGGUGGAGCAAGAAGGAAGAAAAGCAGCAUGAAUGUAGCUGUUCUGGGGAAGUGGACAUGACGGGAGGUUUGCCUGGCCUAUGCUUUGGCCCUGACCCCCACUGGUCCCUCUCUUUGUCCAUAAGGAACACCAACCCUUCAUUAGCUUGUGGGGGAAAGCCUGGCUAGGAACCCUUCUGGAUUGUGGGGUCAGGAGUUCCUGAAGAGUUUGGAUUUAGUUUCUGCUCUAAUCCGGGCUUGGUGUACUAAAAAGUCCAGACCGAAUCCUAGUGGCUUCUAGAUGGAUCUGAUGGAUCUUCGCCUGGCUCCUACCACAGUGGAAGGAAACAGUCACACAUCUGUGGAGGCAUCUGCUGCUUCUCUGAGGCCUCCAGGCAGACAUGAAGGCUGUGGAACUCAGCCUGUAUCAUCACCCCCCACCCCCAGUGCCUCACAUUUAGCCCCAGAGCCAAGAGCUCGCCCAUCAGCUGUGUGUGUACAGUGAGUUCUUGGUUGACGAGAAUAGGGAAGGAGCAAAUACAGCCUUGGUGAUCCUAGCACUUUAAAACCCGCCUCUGUCACGCCAGAAGUUUCCAGACCUAUCCCCACUUCCACUUCCCCUGUCUCAUCGACGCCUUUUAGCCCAUUCCGACUCCUGUGUGUGCCCUGAGCUCAGAUGGGGGCAUGAGGCCAUCCAGACACUUCAGCAAGACAUACCUAGUAAGUGUGAGCCUCCAAUGUCUGUGUUCAUUCCAACGAGCAGGAGGGCUGGGUUGGGGUAAGUCAGACGGCUCUGCAGAAACUGUCACCUACAGAGCAGAGCCGUCCUUGAGCAGAGGUUGGGCAGCGCCAGACCCCACAACCAGAGUGCGGAAGAAAUGGGAGUAGAGAAGUGGUUAGAUCCAGGCCCGUGGGCUCACAGUCCCGCUGUGGAAUGGCCAUGUGGCUCCCUCUUAGUUAAACACCAAAUACAUCUUCAGUUUUCAGAACCUGCCCUAGCAUUAGAGCCUGGUCCAGGUGUCUGAUAAAACAGGCCAUUCUCUGAGAAGUUGUGGGACUCUGCCUACAUCCCCCACAGCACAGUUGCUCAUGCUACAGGAGAGCUGGGACAGUAGCAUCUUGACCCUGCCCCAGUGUGGGGAAGAAGAGCUGUGAGCCUGUGCUCAGCUCUGCGUGGGUCGUAUGUCCUCUGAAAUGGAACUGUCAUAACACUUCCUCAUCCCUUUGGCUUCCCACCCUAGCCCUUGGUGUGACCUCCCUACUCCAAAACUACAUGGUGAGAAACUGCAGCCUCUGUGGCUGUCUCAUGGCUGUACCUCCCCUCACUUUGUGAAUGUUGUGACAUUGAGCUCCCCUCACAGGUAGAACAUGAGCCAUCAAGCUGGCAGCCGGGUCAAUGCUUUCAGUCAUCCCGCGGCACCGAAUCACACAGGGUAUCACACACUUAGGUGGGCAGGCCCCCUGACAGCGAGCCUGGGUCUCACUCUGUACUGUGAACAUCUCUGUCCAGAAAGCUUGGAGCCCUGCAGUGAAUGUGGUCUUGUGCUGGGGACCAGAUAUGAAUAGUCAUGGUCCCUGCUUUAAGGAGCUGUCUAUCUGCUGGGGGCCAUUAUGCAGGGGACCCAACAUCUGCCUGGGGCUCUGGGGCCAUUUGGCUCCAAGGGUGCUGGAACCUUCCCCACUUCCUCUCCGAGGCCUUCUCCGUACUACCCUUCAUUUAAGGGAGUCCCCCAUCAUGGUCCCUGUUUCCUACUUAAGUGACUGUGAAUCGAGGUUAGGAAAGUCGGCCUCCUGUGUGCUCUCUCUCCUUGUCUCCUGGGAAACACAUGAAGAAUGACAGAUACUGUGAAUUCAGCCCCUAUAGCCACUGUGAAGGCAAUGAAAAGAGGCUUGAGCUGCAGGGGGCCUGCCCACCUAAAGUCUGAGUCCAGCAAAAACUGUUUUCCUUUUCCAGGCUCUCUGAGUUCCCAGCCUCACCUCCAAGGAGGCCUUUACCCAUCAGAGUGGCAGCGAAGUCAUGAAUCCUAGCUAGUGCUGGUCUGGCUGCUCCUAUGCACCAAAUCAAAGCCCUUGGCCAUUGUCUUGUGGUUCAGGCCGGGAGUGGCAAGUCUGUGUCGCUCUGUACUAACAGAGCAGGGUGGAACAGCCAUGCUGUGCUUCAGCGCUAGCCAGGACAUCAUCGGUGUGUGCUCCCAGUGUCUCUAUGGUCACAAGGCACACAUUUAUUUGCUUAUUUUGAAUGUGAUGUAAAAUUUGUACAGUAAAGUUUUUAUAUUUUCUAUCAAUUGCAUUUGUCUUCCAGAAAUGCUUUAAUUUAAAUUAAAAUGGUUAGUCUUGAUGAACGUGUUAUAUUGGGGUUUUUGCCACUGCUAAGAAUGUACCCUCUGGCUGAGCCAGGCCUAGGGGUCUUGAGUUUGUGAAUAAAGUUUUACCAAGGUCUCCUGGG
Onychomys torridus (southern grasshopper mouse) is the source of this 5711-nucleotide messenger RNA. RefSeq names its product kinase suppressor of ras 1 (gene Ksr1). Gene Ontology annotation, molecular function: protein kinase activity; ATP binding. NCBI's taxonomy places the organism in Eukaryota, Metazoa, Chordata, Mammalia, Rodentia, Cricetidae. Gene Ontology annotation, biological process: protein phosphorylation. The record is from RefSeq and is a predicted model, not a curated record.